This is a messenger RNA of Habropoda laboriosa, 1827 nucleotides long. RefSeq names its product putative aminopeptidase W07G4.4. The record is from RefSeq and is a predicted model, not a curated record. Gene Ontology annotation, molecular function: metalloaminopeptidase activity; manganese ion binding. Bases 1 to 1827 code for a protein of 608 amino acids. Gene Ontology annotation, biological process: proteolysis. Gene Ontology annotation, cellular component: cytoplasm. NCBI's taxonomy places the organism in Eukaryota, Metazoa, Arthropoda, Insecta, Hymenoptera, Apidae. The transcript is spliced from 8 exons.
AUGGCGGUGGAAUCGAGAUGGAUGCCGUGUCAGCUGAAAAUCGAGCCGAACAUCUGCAGCUGCGACUACGAUGGGAUAAUCCUGGUGUCAGGGUGCGCGCCAGGCUACGACGAGCCGGAGCCGUUCAAAACCGUCCUGUUUAGCGCUGCCCAGAUCGAUUCCGCCCUGGGCGUGAUCGGCGCGGUUUUGCCCAUCAAUUUGCCCGCGAAAAGGCUCAUUUACAGCCCGACUGGACCGCUCAACAUGGAUUAUCACGACGUGCGUAGUUUCGCUGAAGCGGCCACCAAAGGUGUCCAGAGAGCGCUGAAGGCUGGCGUCAGGUGUCCGUUGUUCGCGCUCCUGCCGGAUAUCCGCUUCGAGAACGUCGAGCUGGUCACGCUUCUUGGCGCAUUGGAAGGCCUCUACGUACCGCUGGAGGUGCGAGAGGUAUGCCCGGACCGAUGCUACAAGGCGUGCCAACUGGCCGUCUGGAGUCCGAUUUGCGCUAAGAAGCUUCAGGGUAUCGUGAAGCUUGCCUCGGCGCUCGAGAGCGGAAGAUACGUCGCGAGGGACAUCGGUGGCGCAGACCCAGAAAGAAUGGCCCCGCCAAGGGUCGAAGAGUACCUGGCAGAGUUGUUCUGCGGCACAAACGUGACGAUGCAAGUGGUAUCAGACCAAGAGACCCUACUCCAAGAGUACCCGUUAUUCGCGUGCGUGAACCGCGCCGCCUCGAUGAUCCCCAGGCACGCAGGGAGGAUCAUCUUCCUGACCUACGAGCCGCCUAAUCCCGCCUGCAUCCUAGAGACGGUGAUGCUCGUGGGAAAGGGUGUCACUUACGACACCGGCGGCACCGACCUCAAGAUCGAGGGCACGAUGUUCGGUAUGUCGAGGGACAAAUGUGGAGCGGCGGCGUGCGCUGGAUUCAUGCAGGUGGUGAAUUUAUUGCAACCGCCGACCGUGAAGGCUGUGGCUGCUCUGUGCGUGGUGAGGAACAGUAUCGGUGAGAAUUCUUACGUCGCUGACGAGGUGAUCACCGCGAAAUCUGGUGUGAGGGUACGUGUCGGGAAUACGGACGCCGAAGGCAGGCUAGCAAUGGCUGAUGCCCUCUGUCACAUUAAAGAAAUGGCACUUUGCUCGGUUAAUCCACACAUUUUCACCGUCGCCACGCUCACCCACCACGCGAUGCUCACUGUUGGGCGGGGAUACUCGAUCGCCAUGGACAAUAUAGUAGCUCGUCUAGUGAGCAACGUGGAAAAGCUCCAAGCCUGUGGCGAGACAAUGGGCGAUCCUUUCGAGAUAUCCAGGAUACGCAGAGAAGAUUUUCAGUUCCACGAAGGGCGAACAGAAGGCGACGAUAUCUACCAAUCGGUGAAUAAACUUACUUCGAAGACAGACAGGGGACAUCAGGGUCCAUCAGCCUUUCUGAUCAUGGCCUCGGGCCUCGACAAGCACGGUGCUUGUAGCUGUUCACCCUUAAAAUACACGCACAUCGACAUGUACGGACAUGUGCCCGAUCCUCACGAUCUACCCUACAGCGGCAACCCGGUUCUUGCAUUGUCCUACUGCUACCUAAUCCAAGGCAAGUGCCUCACCGUGCGAAACGACCUGCCCUUCGAGAUGCAGUACGUAUGCGAGGUCGAUUGUAAACCGGUCUGCAUUCAACCCUGCCAACCCUGUCUACCCUGCACACCCUGCGAGCCCAAGAUCUCUUGCGCGCCUGCAAGCUGCGCCUGUUGCCCUGCAGCACUACCUUGCGACCCGUGUGCCCCUCCUUGUCCACCCUGUGGAGAGGCAGUGACCGUGGUCGAGCCUGUCUGCAGGCCCAACAUUCCGAAGAACGUUUGUUAG